Apaloderma vittatum (bar-tailed trogon) is the source of this 3333-nucleotide messenger RNA. Its product is annotated as GON-4-like protein. Gene Ontology annotation, cellular component: nucleus. The record is from RefSeq and is a predicted model, not a curated record. Gene Ontology annotation, molecular function: transcription coregulator activity. Gene Ontology annotation, biological process: regulation of DNA-templated transcription. Lineage: Eukaryota; Metazoa; Chordata; Aves; Trogoniformes; Trogonidae.
CAGUCUCUGGAAGACAGCCUCAUCGCCUUCCGAACCCGGUCGAAGAGGCCGCUGAAGGAUGUUCCCCUCGGUCAGCUGGAGGCUGAGCUCCGAGCCCCGGAUAUCACACCCGACAUGUACGAUCCCAACACCGCGGACGACGAGGAGUGGAAAAGGUGGCUCGGAGGACUCAUGAACGACGACGUGGAGAACGAAGAUGAAGCCGAUGAUGAUGAUGACCCGGAGUACAACUUCCUGGAAGAUCUGGAUGAACCAGAUACAGAAGACUUCAGAAACGAUCGUGCCGUGAGAAUUACCAAAAAGGAAGUGAAUGAACUGAUGGAGGAGCUGUUCGAGACAUUUCAGGACGAGAUGGGUUUCUCGAACAUGGAAGAUGAAGGUCCGGAAGAUGAAGAUAAUGUUACGGAGUCGCGGCCAAAUUUUAACACGCCACAGGCACUCAGAUUCGAAGAGCCUCUGGCAAAUUUACUGAAUGAACAGCACCGGACAGUGAAGGAACAGCUUGAGCAGCUGCGAAUGAAAAAGUCCUCGAUCAAGCCACCGCAAGAGAUAGAAAAAUCGAAACCUCAGAAUGAGAAGCCUCUCCAGAGCCUUGUUCUGGACGGCACGCAAAGGAAGAGGCUUCAGCAGCAAAUGCAGCAGCACGUUCAGCUUCUGACUCAGAUCCACCUUCUCGCAAGUUCCAACCCUGCUCUAAGUUCGGAGGCCGGAACUACCAGGAUGUUCUUGAGCGAGCUCGGGAACUUUGCUCGAAGCUCGACGCUCCUCCGCCAGCCUUUCAAUCCCAAGUUUCAAACCAUGUUCCAGCCGUGUAACCUGAAGGGAGCGCUGCAGCUCAUCGAAGAUUUCCACGCCCAGGUCCAAGUUGACUGGAGCCCUCGCAAAGCCGGGAAGAAGAGCGCCAGUGAAUUUCCCUGUUUGCCAAAGCAAGUGGCGUGGAUUUUGGCAACGAGGAGAGUCUUUAUGUAUCCAGAGUUACUGCCAGUAUGUUCUCUGAAAGCAAACCCUCCUCGGGACAAGAUUAUCUUCACCAAGGCAGAGGACAAUUUAUUAGCUUUAGGUUUGAAACAUUUUGAAGGGACGGAGUUCCCAAAGCCUUUGAUCAGCAAGUAUCUCUUGCCAACAAAAACCGCCCACCAGCUCACGGUACGAAUCAAGAACCUCAAUAUGAAUCGAGCGCCGGAUAACAUCAUCAGGUACUAUAAAAAGACGAAGCAGCUGCCCGUUCUGUUCAAGUGCUGUGAGGAAAUCCAACCUGACGAGUGGAAGCCGCCCGUGGAGAGGGAAGAGCAUCGCCUGCCUUUUUGGCUGAAGGCCAGCCUGCCCUCCAUUCAGGGGGAGCUGAAGCAAUUGGCAGAAGAGGCCAGGGAGAUGCCAGGGUCACCGGCUGCAGAGUCUGUCUUCCUGGGAACGGGAAAGGAAACUGCAGACGCAGAAUGUGCUGAGAAAUACCCUCUCCUCAUGCCAGAGGGACUAGUCCUGACCUUAAAGCCGCUUGCCAAUCGAUUCUCUAGGAGAGCGUGGAGGAGGCAGAGGUCUUCGGCUCUGAAGCCCGUCCUCAUUCGGCCGAGUCCUUGUCUGCAGCCCAGUUCCAACCCUGUUAACAUCCAGAAAACCGUGAAGCUGUCCCAGUCAGAAGCUCCUCCCAGCAAAGUUAUGGUGCAGAUUCCUCGGCUCAUCCAGCCGGCAACGGUUGUGCAGGCUGUGCCGGGCAUGCAGCCGUUAAAUGUUCCGGCGGUGGUGGGAAGCGGCGAUGGCUUGGAAUUCCAGAACGUGCUCUCCACUUUGCAGUCGGACUCCAGACAAGCUUUCCCGGCUGCUGCACCACCAGCUCUGGUGUCCUCAAAUCCCGUAACUUUCCAGCCAAAACUGAUGUUGCCAGCUUUGGCUGGAGCGAAAAUACGGAAACCUGGCGUUCGUAAGGGGUACCAAAAGAAAAAAGGAACAAAGUCUGCCCCGUUGCUCAAGACUUCACCUUUGAUUCAGCCGUCUCCUGUCAUCCUUACCGUCCCUGCCACCACGGUGAAAGUGGUCAAUAUAGGCAACGGCUGCAACAUGAUCCAGCCCAUAAACGCCCCCGUUGGGAGGGGUGCUCAGGCUAUCCCCGUCACCACCUUGUUGGUGAAUCCAGCCACUUUCCCGUGUCCAUUGAAUCAGCCUUUAGUGACUUCUUCCAUCCCUUCGCUGAUCGUCUCUCCUAACUCCGUCGGUAUUUCCGCAUCCUCUGCCGGGGAAAACGAAGAGCAGCUGAAUCUGGUUCCUUCCUGCCCUGCUGGAAACGCCAAAACUGGCUAUCCUGUGGCGGAGCCCAAGGCGGAACCCCCGGAGUUGUACGUUUCGUGCUCCUCUGCCACCCCCAAGAAGGAAAGCGGUGUGAAUCCCGCCGCCUCGAGCAGUGGUGGUCAGGAGAAGGUAAAUAAAAGCGACUGCUGUGGCUGGACGGUGGUCGAAGGAGACGAGAACGCUUCAGAGGCGUUGCCUGUGAACCUCCUGCCUCAUUUAGAAGAUCCUGAUGAAACGGUGAAAAUGGAACAUGAGGAUUCAAGCGACGCCACCAAAGGAGCGAAUCCGGUGGAGGAGAGGGACCUUCUGUGUGCCCAAGUGAAGGAGGAAGGUCUUGGCCAGGAGCUGAGCAUGGAGGCUGCUUGUUCGUGUGCUGCUGACCCGAAAGAAGUUAAAAAGGAGCAUCCUCCAUGUGAUGGGAAGGGAGAAGAGGAACGACGGGCUUUGCAGGCAUCUCCCCGGCGCGAGCGACAGGUGGACGCGGGUGUCGUCGCUGGCCCACAAGCGAGCGGUGAGUCUCCAAAGAACCUUCCUUACGCGGCAGACGUCGAGGCAGAAUUCAGCAGUCCGCUGGGCAGACCAGAGGAUUCGUCCAGUCUAGAUGGCCAGUCUGUUGGGACACCGGCUGGCCCCGAGGCUGGAGGAGAGAGAGAAGCACAAGAAGAAGAGGAGGAAGACGAUUUUGAUGAUUUUACGCAAGAUGAGGAUGAAGAAAUGUCGUCUGCCUCAGAAGAAUCUAUUCUUUCGGUGCCAGAACUUCAGGAGACGAUGGAAAAACUUACCUGGCUUGCAACAGAGAGACGUUUAAGCCAAGAAGGAGAUUCCGAAGAAGAGAAUUCCCAGGAAGAGAACUCGGAGCCUGAAGAGGAGGAGGAGGAGGAAGGGGAAGGAAUAGAGAGUUCACAGAAAGAUGACGAAACAUGCGGGGACACAUCAGAGGAACCUAAAUCUGCCUUCCCCUUGACAAAGACGGCCCCGCAGGUGGAAGCGCACAGGACGCCGGCAGGUGAGUCCUGGGGGUUUCUUUCGACACAGGGCACGGGGAAAUAG